GGACAGAGGGGGAUUUCAAUUGAAGUCUCACAGGGAGUUCAUCACAUUCAGUUUCUCUCUCAGGAGCAGUUACAGCAGAACCAGAAGAACUUAGCAAAGAACUAAGUGUGAUAUUUGUAGUUCAGCAACAUCUGUUGCUUGAGAUGAUUGAAUGUCAGUAGACCAAACACUCACAGGUUAAUUUCCACUGGUGCUGUCUCUUCUACAGGAAUUUCUUUGAUAAAAAAAGAGAGAUUUGGAACUGAUUUCAAAGAGAAGUACCAAGAGCCCAUGAUGGGCCUCAAGAAGCAAUAAGAACGUGCUGGAGUAUUGAGUCUUCUUAAGCGAAAAAUAAUCAAAGGCAAAAUAAUUGUUAGUGUCAUGGUUAAUGAAAAUCUCCCCAGAAAACAUCACUCGGUGAGAAAAAAAUACCCAGAAUGUGGGAAUAGCUUUUCAGUAAAGAAAGGCCUGAAUACUCCCUGGAAAUCUCCCGUUGGGGAGAAACUAUUCACCUGCACAGAAUGUGGUAAAUGUUUUACUCUAAAGGAAAUGAGUUUUCACACAGGGGAGAAACCUUUCACUUGUACAGAAUGUGGCAACCGUUUCCCUUCAAAGCUCAACCUUCGCUUACGCCAAAAAGUCUACGCAGAAGAGAAACCUUAUGCCUGCACAGAAUGUGGGGAAUGUUUUACACUAAAUUCACAACUUAAGAAUCACCAAAAAAUUCACUCUGGAGAGAAACCGUAUGCCUGUACGGAAUGCAAGAAAACAUUCACUUUGAAGGCUCAUCUUCUCCGGCACCAGAAUGUUCAUACACAAGUGAAACCUUUCACGUGUAACGAAUGUGGGAAAAACUUUUCGUACAGUAGCCACCUUCACCGCCAUAAGAAAACCCACACAGGGGAGACACCAUUUUCUUGUGACGAAUGUGGGAAAUGUUUCAAGGUUAAGGGUAAUCUUCAAAAACACCAGAGAGUUCACACAGGAGAGAAACCAUUCACAUGCACAGAAUGUGGGAAAAGCUUCUCUGUUAAGAACAGCCUCCUCAGCCAUCAGAGACUCCACACAGGGGAGAAACCUUUCUCUUGUACUGAAUGUGGCAAACACUUCACUCAUAAGAACACCCUUGUGCUACACCAGCGGCUUCACACAGGAGAAAAACCGUAUACUUGCACAGAAUGUGGGAAAAGCUUCAUUAAGAUGAGUUUAUUAAAAUAUCACCUGAAUGUCCAUACGGGUGUGAAAGAUUUCCCAUGUUCAGAAUGCGGCAAAUGCUUUUCCACUAAGAGAAACCUUCGCUCUCAUGAAAUGGUUCACACAGGGGCGAAACCUUACACCUGCACCGAAUGCGGGAAAAAAUUCACUAGAAAGUACCAGCUUCUCACUCACCAACGCAUUCACACGGGCGAGAAAGUGUUUCAAAGCACAGAAUCUUUCCCAUGUGCAGAAUGUGGUAAAUGUUUCUUUCAGAAAAAGCUCCUCCACAGACACGCACACAUUCACACAAAAGUAAAACCUUUCACAUGUCCACACUGCCAGAAGAGUUUCUAUACAAAAAGCCACCUUCAGAGACACCAGAGAAUACACACCAAGGAGAAACCCUACGCAUGUAUGGAGUGUGGGAGACAAUUCUCUAAUAAAGAACACCUAAACCGGCACAUGAAUGUUCAUACAGGGGAGAAACCGUUCUCGUGUACGGAGUGUCAUAAACGUUUCUCUGCAAAGAAUGAACUUAAUUUACACCAGAGAUUCCACACCGGGGAGAAACCAUUCACGUGUAAGGAAUGUAGCAAAAGCUUCUCUUCAAAUAGCCAUCUUAGCCGGCACCAGAAAAUUCACUCGGGGGUAAAAUCUUUCACUUGUACAGAAUGUGAUAAAAAAUUUCUGACCAGGAGUUCCCUCCUCUUGCACCAAAAAGUCCACACAGGAGAGAAACCGUUCAUAUGCACCGAGUGUGGGAAAGGUUUCUCUGCAAAGAGCCAACUUCACAGACAUCAUGUGAUACACACAGGGGAGAGGCCCUUCACGUGUGCCGAAUGUGGGAAAACAUUCUCUUAUAAGCAGAGUCUUGUCACACAUCGGGCUGCUCACACCAGAGAGAAACCUUUUAUUUGUACGGAGUGUGGGAAAAGCUUCUCUCACAAAAAUAACCUUCAAACCCACCUGAAAAGCCACUCAAGGAAGAAAUCUCUCAGAAGCACAAAGUGAGGGAUCAAAGUCAUCCCUAAUUAUUCUUCUCUUACAUCAGAGUAUUCAGACAGAGGAGAGGCCUUCCUCCUAUUCGGUAUGUGGAAGCUUCAGCAACUUGAUCCCUGCCAGAACAUUCAUACAAGGGAGAAGAUACUGCAGCUUCUUUCUCUCAACAUUACUAAGCAGUAGUUCCAACUGAAGUCCCCAAGGCAGCUGUGCUCCAACCAGCAACCAGUUGUCCUUUGGUUAUAGAUAAAGUGACACCAGUCCUAGGCACAAGCCCUAAAUUCAUUCUAAAUGAUUUGUUACACUAAAUAUAAUGCACAGAUUCAGUAGGUCUACUGUAACUUCUUCACAGCACUUUUCCUUGUGUUUUUAUUAAGCAGCAAAAUAAAGGCAACCGUGUGAUCAUA
Molecule: messenger RNA, 2582 nt
Organism: Xenopus laevis (African clawed frog)
Lineage: Eukaryota; Metazoa; Chordata; Amphibia; Anura; Pipidae
Product: gastrula zinc finger protein XlCGF26.1-like
Exons: 3
Coding region: 361-2187 (608 amino acids)
Source: RefSeq, a predicted model, not a curated record